AUGGUUUUCUCUACUCCUGUCCGCGCUGCGGAAUUCAAGAGCGCCUACGGUCCCAAGUAUAAAUACCAACCUCACAUCAACGGCUGGAGCAAGACUACUAUUCUCAGAAAAUCUGCCUCCUUUGGCGGAGCUGCCGUUGUCGGUCUCUUUUUCUACGUGUCUGGCAUUCCCCGGGUACAACAAGACGUUUUGCAGAAACUGCCUCUUGUUGGUCGCUAUUUUGUCAAGGAAGAGAUCAAUCCUCAGGACAACCCAUUCUAA
Ustilaginoidea virens is the source of this 261-nucleotide messenger RNA. RefSeq lists its product as uncharacterized. The transcript is spliced from 6 exons. Bases 1 to 261 code for a protein of 86 amino acids. Gene Ontology annotation, biological process: mitochondrial electron transport, ubiquinol to cytochrome c. The record is from RefSeq and is a predicted model, not a curated record. Lineage: Eukaryota; Fungi; Ascomycota; Sordariomycetes; Hypocreales; Clavicipitaceae.